Messenger RNA from Penicillium roqueforti, 609 nucleotides. It is a transcript of the gene skpA, whose product is annotated as SCF ubiquitin ligase subunit skpA. The transcript has 7 exons. Bases 1 to 609 code for a protein of 202 amino acids. The record is from RefSeq and is a predicted model, not a curated record. Gene Ontology annotation, molecular function: cullin family protein binding. Gene Ontology annotation, cellular component: nucleus; cytoplasm. Gene Ontology annotation, biological process: mitotic cell cycle; SCF-dependent proteasomal ubiquitin-dependent protein catabolic process. Lineage: Eukaryota; Fungi; Ascomycota; Eurotiomycetes; Eurotiales; Aspergillaceae.
AUGUUUCGCGGAAGUUUUCAAAGGACGCAGGCGAGACACACCAACUUCGAAACCUGGAUCUUUUCGUUCAAUAAGCCUACACCUUUCCACGCUUUUUCUACGCUUGAACCCAUCUCCAACAUCAUAACCAUGAGUGCUAUCACCCUCACCAGCUCCGAUGGAGUCGAUCUUUCCGUUGAACGCACCACUGCUGAGCGCUCCGUGCUGAUCAAGAACAUGCUUGAGGAUCUCGGCGACUCUGGAGAAGCCAUUCCCAUUCCUAACGUUAACGAGGCCGUCCUCAAGAAGGUCAUCGAGUGGUGCGAGCACCACAAGAACGACCCUCCUAGUGCUAGCGACGAUGACGACAACCGUCGCAAGACCACUGACAUCGAUGAGUGGGACCAGAAGUUCAUGCAGGUGGAUCAGGAGAUGCUCUUCGAGAUUAUCCUUGCCGCCAACUACUUGGAUAUCAAGGCCCUCCUUGACGUCGGCUGCAAAACCGUCGCCAACAUGAUCAAGGGCAAAUCCCCAGAGGAGAUCCGCAAGACCUUCAACAUCCAGAACGACUUUACUCCUGAGGAGGAGGAUCAGAUCCGCCGCGAGAACGAAUGGGCUGAGGAUCGUUAA